Molecule: messenger RNA, 7770 nt
Organism: Cladocopium goreaui
Lineage: Eukaryota; Dinophyceae; Suessiales; Symbiodiniaceae
Source: the annotation of a GenBank genome assembly
AUGUCACAGGACUUGGCCAAAGGACCGCGGCCGUACGUGCCAGCUGUGCAGUCCACUCUGGCGGCUGCUUGCCCCGAGCGUUUCUGUGUGGCGCCAGAGGUGGGGCUACCGACAUUGGUAGCGGAGCUCUGGCGGCCUGCCAUCUCCUGGAACUACACCUUGGCCGAGCUCUACAACCUCCUGCUGGACGAGGACUUCUGUUUGGAGCCCUACUUCGGCUGCUGGUGGUGCUGCGUGGUGCUCUUGGCCUUUGACCCGGUUCUGGACUUGCCCUUCCACCAGGUCCGACUCCAAUGGGAGAAGACACAACCUCAUAAGAGGCGACACCUUGGACCUGACCUUGCAAGCAGGUUGACAGGACGGGCAUGGGGCGUCACUGCGGACCUCAACCACCGGCUCCUGGCUAAGAAGAACGGCACCAAAUACCUACUUCGGGUACUACGUGACCGUCUUUGCAGAACAGCAGUACCAGAUGCAGGAGCUCGUCUUGAAGACCUUCUCAUACGUCUGAGACGUCCCUUGGGAAUGACGAUGAGCCAAUGGAGCAAUGAGGUCAUGGAGACCUAUCGCAAGGUGCAGCGUGCUCUGAUGAGGGCACAACAACAACAGAGAGAGCGAUCACCGAAGAAAAACAAGAAGAAGACCGAGAGCAUGAGCGCUCAGUCUGAGCCACAGGCCGAACCACCGAGCCCUACGAGAUCACCAACUGGAAGAUCACCUACUACCCGAGCUGCUGCUGAACCUCAUGCCGAAGCUGACGGAUCCCAAGGAGAAGGAUAUGUUCCUAUCCCUCAAGCUGACCCUGAUGAAGAACACCGUGAAUGGACUGAUGAGGAGUGGAAGCAAUGGUACAAGGAGAAACACAAAGUCUGGGAAGAGGACUCCUCAUCAUCAGGUGAGGAUUUGCCUUGGGAUGAGUUGGAGGUCGCUGAACUCCAGGUCUUGCCGGAUGAGAUCUUGGGAUGGCUCUUGUUGAGAAGAGCAAACUGGUCAGCAUCUUCAAGGUUGUCGGUGCAGGCAAGUGUUCAGAACUCCCUCAGUUUUAGGGACAUCGAAAUGGCACUGAGCGAUCAAGAAGAAGAACUUCUACAAGCGGAUCAACAGCGUCACCCGCAUGGGAAGAAGCGCACCUUUUGGGUGGAGGAACAAGGUCAAUGGGGCCUCGUCAGUUUUCCUGAGGAGAACCUUGACGAGGCCACGGACAUUCUAUGGGUUGGAGAUCGUCUACCCCCUGAAGUAUAUGGACACGAUCCUCCUGAUGGAGCUCUACAAGGUUCUGGCGACAAUGAGGAGGUCUAUUGGCACUAUGAUCAUGACGGAUGGCAUGGAUAUGUCCCUGAUGGCCAAGGGUACUGGAUGGAAACUGAUGGCUAUGGUACCUAUUGGUCUGCAGAGGACGCUCUUUGGGAAGAACUUUCACCUGAGGAGCACAAAGAACUGGAUGAGGCAUUUGCAGCCUACGAGACAAAGGCAAGAACCUUCUUGCAGAGCCGUGAACUCCAACGAGCAAAGGGUAAGAGCCGAGGCCAUGGAUUCCGCAACUGUCCGAAGCGAAACAACAAUGGCUCACCUGGGGGCCACCACAACAAGGGCACCAAGAAGGGCACCUUUUGGGUAGAAGCUGUGACGCCAAGUCCUUUGGCCUUUGUGGGCAUGGUGGCACAGGCGUCAAAGCGGAUUAUGGAUACAACAGGAUAUGGGGUGCUUGACCUUGGUGCUACCGAGACGGUUGGCUCUCUUGAAGCUUUGGAGAGCUUGAUGGCACUUCGUCAUCAACAAGCUGGAGAAGAUGAACAGAUCCAAGUGUUCACUGGGCCUUCAGUGAACAAACCUUUUCGCUUUGGCAACGGUGGCAUCAAGUUCUCCGAGUCCUACGUGCUGAUCCCUCAACGACUUGGAGAAGCUCGUGUGAUGCUGGGCCUCUACACCAUCGACGCCAACAAGGUUCCCAUCCUCAUCGGCAUGAAGACCCUUGAGAAGUUGGGGGCCAUCAUUGACGUGCAAGGACAAUGCAUGGUCCUGGCAAAUGUGGCACCAGAUUUCAAAAUCCCCUUGGGAAAGAGCCAUGCGGGACAUUUGCUGGUGGAUUUGACUUCCGACUGGCUUAGCGUUGGUCAACCUCUGAAGACUCAACUUGCUGGAGUCUACAAAGCGCAAGCUGCUGAAGUCGGUCAAAGUGUUGAGUUGAAUGAGAAAGUUGUGACAGCUUGCAUGACCACGUCAACAGCACUGAUGGCCGAAGCCGUGGAUGAUCCAGCAGUUGACCAACAUGAGGCUUCAGGUGAAGAAGGUGAGACUGAAGAGAACCCAACAGUGUUCAUGCUUGACCCUCAUGACCAUUCCCGGCAACCUUUGGUUCAAGCUGAUCAGACGAUGCGAGACGGCAUCAUUCAGAAGGUGGUGCCGCCGGAAGAGCGGUUCGACUUCGAACGGAUGGAACUGAUGAACCCCAACGAUCCCAGGUCGUUGGGCCCUCCGUGCCACGGAGAGCACGAAGUCGCUCCUCCAGGACGGGGCUCAGUGACGGGUUCAAACCGACAUGCGAUGUGGGAGGGAUGCCUCCACUGCGGCAUACGGAUGAAGUAUGUGCCGGCGUUUGGCGCCCAUGCCAUGUCACGCAAAGCCGGACCCCUGGGGAGCGACGUUGCCAAGCAGAUGGAGGAGAAGAAGCCCGCGGCAGGCAGCAUGGAGCUGCAGAACCAGAAGAUCAGCCUGGACGCGGCCGAGAGAUCCCUCAAGGACCGCCUGACCACUAUCCAGAAGCAGAAGGAAGAUUGGGUCAACAUGCAGAAGAAGAAGGACAACUACGCCCAGCGCACCAAAGACCUCGCUGGAGGAUACCCGAAAGGCCCUGUGGGCCCCGACAAGACCCAAUCAACUUCGAUGCCUUCUCAGGGUGGUGGCAGCGCCGAGGACUACAUGAUGAGCCAGACACCAGGACGAAAGUCCAUUCGCAAGGCGGAGAUGACAUCGGAAGAGGCGGAGCUCAUGACCAAGCAGGAGUUCAUGGAGAAGAAGGAGGAGGAAGAAGAGUGGCAGAAGGUGAACAAGGAGUUCUACGUCCUUGCCGAGGUCUACAUCAGCAUCAACUUCGAAGCCAUUGCCGAGCUCUACGUCGUACAGUACAUCAAGACCCUUGGAGAGCUCUAUGUCUUCCAGUGCUUCGAGGCCUUUGGAGAGCUCUAUGUCUUCCAGCCCUACGAGACCAUUGGAGAGCUCUUUGUCCUCAAGCCCGUUGACACCCUUGAGGAGACCUACGGUAGGAGUUUCACAUCUGAAGGCAUUUUGCCAGCAGGGUCUGCAUCAAAGAGGAGGAAGACGGCGAGUCAAUCUGGGGAGACGUCACCUACGACUGAGGAGAAGAUGACGCCCGAGGAGACAGCUUUUCUGGUCUCAGAGAUGGAGCAGUAUGUGAUGGAGUGUGAGGAGCUCUUUCAUGGACUUCAUGCACCUCACUAUGAAGGUCGUCUUCCCACAGUGAUGGAAUUAUGCUGUGAGGAAGACAGUGGAGUGACCAAAGCCAUGGAAUCACUUGGAGGUCGUGGCCUUCGCUGUGGACUUUUCAAUGGCUGCGACCUCAGUAAGAAGUCAGGCUUCAACAAAGUGAUGCACCUGCUCCAGACUGAAAAGCCAGAUGUGCUUUUGGUUUCCCUGCCAUGUGGACCAACGUCCAACAUCCAAGAGCUCAACAAGCUCACGGAGGAGGGGCGCAUCAAGAACGAAAAGAAGGUGGAGCGCUCAAAACGAUUGGCAAGCCGAGCCGUCACUUUGAUGCAGCAACAAGUACGACAAGGAGGAGAAGUCAUACAAGAAUGGCCACGCCACAAUAAGGCUUGGCAUUUCCGAUCCAUCCGUGGAUUUUGGGGCUCUUUGGACUUUCAUGAAGCCCAGGUGGAUGGAUGUGCUUAUGGACUUACAGCACCGAAAGGCGGCUUGAUCAAGAAGCCUUGGAGAUGGAGAAGCACGACAAAGAAGAUCUGGCAACUUCAACGGCUAUGCCAAUGUCAACAACCACAUGUUCCCUGUGAAGGUGGCGAGUUGACACGCCUGUCAGCUCUUUAUCCACCGAGACUGUGUUCACAGGUGGCCCGACUGGUAAAGCUCAUUCACCUUGAGAAUGAAGCUCAGAUCUUCACCGUGCAGAACUCUCCAGACUAUGACACGGAGGUCCUCAAGAAGCACACCGAUCAGGAGCUCAUGAAAGUGGCAGCCGACUUGAUGUCACUGCACAAGAAGCUUGGACAUCCUAGCAAACAGGUGUUCGUCAAAAUGCUUCGUGAUCGAGGAGCCUCAACGAUGGUCAGAACCAUUGCGGCCAACCUCCAUUGCAUGGAUUGCCAAGAAGCGUCAAUCCCACCUUCGAGGAGAGCAGUCACCCUGGAAGGAGCAACACAGCUUUGGGAUUGCCUACAGUUGGACAACAUGGAGAUCACUGUGGGCGAGGAGACCUUCCACUUUCAGGUCAUCAUUGACGAAGCUUCAUCCUACGGGGCAGCGAACUUCCUCUUCAAGCACCCGGUGGCGAAGAGUCGUAACCCGACUACUGAAGAAGUUCUACAAGCUCUGUACCGUGGGUGGAUCCAACACUUCGGCUAUCCCAAGUGCAUCAAGCUGGACAAGGAAGGUGCACAUCGUGGAAGAAGCUUAGAAGAAUGGGCUGAAGGACAUGGAGUUGAAGUCCAAGCGAUUCCUGCCGAAGCUCUUACCCAGAUCAGUCAGGUUGAAAGACUGAUUGGUGACCUGAAGUCAAAACUGAUGGCACAUCUGAGGUCAUCAGGGGGUCCUCCAGAAGUAGCCACCUGGGCUAUGGUGGCUGCCCACAACUCCAUGACCAAUGUUGGAGGAUACUCACCUAUGCAAUGGGUUUUUGGCCGAAACAUGACUGAAGGAGAUCGUCUUCAUGAUGGACCAGAUCUGCCCUUUUGGAGUGGUCUCAACUCCGAUGAGAAGAUGCACCGUCAACUACAAGCUCGUCUCGAUGCUGAACAAAGACAUCGGGAGAUGACCUACCAGAACAAGAUCAACCAGGCCUUCAACACGAAGAUGCAACAUCCAGUUCGUUUCCAACCAGGAGACCUUGUGUAUUACAAACGUUUUCAAGCUCCACAAGACAAAGCUGAGCGAUCACACCAACUUUUGGACUUGUCAAGGAGAAGAGUGGCCAGAUGGUUUGGACCAGCACGAGUCUUGGCUAUGGAAACCAAGACAUCCUAUGAAGGACAGGUGCGACAAGCACAUGCGGUGGCCUGGAUCAUUGCCUCAGGGCGACUCAAGCGAGUGAUGGCCAAUCAACUACGCUUUGCUUCCGAUAGGGAGAAGGUCAUCGCUGAAACAACUACACCCCUGGCCACACCAUGGACUUUUCAGGACUUGACCAACCUCAUCUCCAAGGGCGAGUUCGAUGACGAGUUGAUCACUGCAAAACAACAAGCUCAAGCUGAGAGAAGGUUGAGCAUGGGUCGCUUGGUGGUGGAACAAGAACGUGCUCCUAAACGACCUCUACAACAUCAACUGGUGGAUGAUGUCGAAGCAACGGGGCAUUCUCACAAAGAAGCACGAGGUUCUGAAGCUCCUGUACCCGAUGAUGUGGACUUGGAUGAUCUACGUCAUCAAGAACAACCUGAACUGGAUGGAGAGCGCUUGGUGGCUGACCCAGGAUAUCUACCUCUGCAACCUCCUGGGCCUUUUCUACAACAAGCAGUUCAACCUGGCGGAGAUCUACCUCAUGGCGAAGGACCACCACUUCUUCAACAUGGACCUUUUCGACGUGCACGACAGCGUCAUGAGUUGCUGGAGAGACCUUACCAUGUCCAACGCAAAGAAUAUCUCGAAGAACAAGGAGCUCACUAUGUCAAGGACUCCAUCGACUUUGGGGACUAUGUCUUUGCGGUGACUCUACCAGAACCAGCAAAUGAGAAGGAGUGGAGGGCCAUUGUGAAGGACCCCUCAAAAUUUGUAGCAAAACGCGUCGCCAAAGGCGUGGAAGUGUCCUACCAGCGCCUCAAUGAGGAGCAGAGGCGUGCGAUGAAAGAGGCUAAGCAUGCCGAGAUCUCUGAAUGGCUGGCUUCACGAGUCUGCCAAGCUGCUGUUGGGCCCGUUCCCAAUGACCGGCUCAUGCGGAUGAGGUGGGUGCUUACCUUCAAACAAGCUGAUCAACCAGGGCUUGUUAAAGCAAAGGCCAGACUGGUCGUGCUUGGCUUCACAGACCCGGACUAUGGGGCUGUGGCAGUGCGCUCACCGACUCUGAGCCGACGUGGUCGUCAACUUCUACUUCAAGCUGGAGUUCAUCGACACUGGCAGAUGCUUAAAGCGGACGCAAAGACCGCUUUCUUACAGGGACAUGCCUCACAACAGUCUAGACAAAUCUUUGGCAUGCCUGUCAAAGAACUCCAGGAGGCCAUGAACUUGCCUGAAGGACAAGCAGUCCAAUUUCUCAAAGCAGCCUACGGCAUCACCAUUGCACCGAGGGAAUUUUACCUCUACGUCCACGACAUCUUGGUGAAGCUUGGCGUGGAAAGGUUGAAGAGUGAGCCGUGCAUUUGGCGACUCCGAGCUUUGAACCCUCUGACAGGUCGUCAAGAGACCAUUGGAGUGGUAGCUGCCCAUGUGGACGACUUCCUCAUAUUGGGCGAUGAGUCAAAUGCCAAGUGGUGCAAGUUCAUCGAGGACUUCCACAAGUCUAUGAAAUGGUCACCGUGGGAAGUGGCACCCUUCCAGCACUGUGGAGUUCAACUGUCACAGGGCGCAAAUGGCAAUUGGACUUUAAGCCAGCGCGAAUUCUGCGAAGGUCUCAACCAAGUGGAAGAAGAUGGACAAGGAAAAGAUCUCACUGACAAUGAGAUCAGACAAUGCAGAGCAGUCCUUGGCUCAGCACAAUGGAGAGUGUACCAGACGGCACCACACCACGCUGCAAAACUCAGCCACCUGCAAUCAUUGCUGCCCAAAGGUGACAGAAGCACCCUGAAAGAAGUCAACAAAUUUGUCCGCGAACUUUAUGGACAACGAGAUGUCACUUUGGAAAUGCAUGAUCUGCAAGCUGAUUGUGAUGCAGAUUUGGUAGCAGUUGGCUGGUCAGACGCAGCACUGGCAAACCGUGUUGACUUGGCAAGCACGGGCGGCAUGAUCAUGGUUGAAGAAGGAGUUCAAGGACCAGUGAAUUUGAUGAGUUGGUCGAGCUCCAAACUUCGACGAGUUUGCCGUUCCAGUUUGGCUGCAGAGACCCAAGCCCUUGCGGAGACAGAGCAGGAACUGAUGUUCGGCAUCCUUGUGACCGACGCCAAGGCCCUGUACGACUCCAUCCAGCAGGGAGACCUCCCUUCAUUUUCCUCCAAAGAAAAAUACACGGCAUUAGAAGUCUUGAGUUUGGUCCAAAAUCUUCAGGACCAAGAUACUCAACUACGGUGGGUGAACUCCGAUAUGCAGUGGGCCGAUUCGCUCACAAAGACUGGCUCACAAGAUCGUAUGGGAAGUUUUCUUCAAAAUGGACAACGCUGGUCUUUGGCCUAUGACCCAAACUUUGUGGCGGCGAAGAAACUACGUGCAGCUGCUGGAGCAGGCAAGACGCCUGACCUAGACGUAGGACUUGCCGAUUGUAGCUGGCUGGACAUCAUGAAUCAUGGUUCUGACCAACGGGGCAUGUCAGAUCUUCAGCUUCAGGUGGUGCCUGACAGGCCAUACCGGCCUCUUGCGCGUGGAAAACUACGCUGUUGCGGCCGUGCUGAUACAGCGCAAAUCGAGAAGUGUAACACCAACCUGAAACCCGUGACUUAG